AUGCACGAGCUCUGCCAGACCUACUUCGACACCAAGUUCAUCAGGGUCAACGCCGAGCGCACGCCCUUCCUCUGCGAGCGCUUCAACAUCUGGUGCAUUCCCACGGUAAGUGAGUCGGCCGCCAGCCCAGACGACGUGCAGCUCAUGAUCAUCAUCGACGGCAAGACCAACCACAGCGUCAUCGGCUUCGACGAGUUCGGAGGUGACGGUUUCACGCUCGACGAAUUCGCCAGCGUCCUCAACAAGCACGGCAUACUGCCGCCAGACGCCGGAAACGCACGUAGGAAAAACGCUGAAUGA
Babesia ovata is the source of this 300-nucleotide messenger RNA. RefSeq names its product thioredoxin domain-containing protein. The transcript is spliced from 2 exons. Gene Ontology annotation, cellular component: cytoplasm. Gene Ontology annotation, biological process: microtubule cytoskeleton organization. Lineage: Eukaryota; Apicomplexa; Aconoidasida; Piroplasmida; Babesiidae. The coding region runs from base 1 to 300 and encodes 99 amino acids. The record is from RefSeq and is a predicted model, not a curated record.